Messenger RNA from Arctia plantaginis, 471 nucleotides. The record is from the annotation of a GenBank genome assembly. Lineage: Eukaryota; Metazoa; Arthropoda; Insecta; Lepidoptera; Erebidae.
AUGGGUUCUAUAGUGUUGAAAAGUUUAUCCAUCCUCUUAGGAGUGUUUUUUAUUUUCGUUGGGAUUACCAAGCUAACCCCAUUUAUUUCCAAGGAACUGCACAAAGAUUUGAGAAAAGAAUAUGUUAGGUAUGCUAAAGUCUUUCCAUUAUCCGAAGCUUUGGACUUCAAACUACCUUCUAAAUGGUACAGAAGAGCUGUGGGUGGUCUCGAAAUAUUAUUCGGAUUGGCUCUUGCACUUCUACCUAGUCAUAAAAUUAAAAACACAGCAAACAUAGGGCUGCUAUUAUUGAUGAUAUUGGCAGCAUAUUCUCACGUGAUGGUUGGCGAUCCUUUCGACCGCUGUGCCCCAGCGUUGGUGUUCUUCUUUAUGCUUAGUGGACGUCUCGUCGUCUGGUAUCAGAUAAGCCGUCGAGAAGAAAUGGAGCGAUCGGCGGCGACACAGAAUGGGAAUGGGCUCAAGAGAGAAUAA